CUGGGGGCUGGGUCCUGCCCUGCGACGCCUGCCAGGCUCUUUGUAGACAGUUAUUGAUCUCCCAUUGGCUCCGGUUUCAUGGCUCUAAGUGUUUCUGUCCCUCCCUCCACACUCCCUGCCUCUCUGCUGAGUAGUUAAUUCACUAUAAGCACGCUCCAGAGGACGGCUCCAGCCUCGCAGUGAAACUGCAGCGAUGAAUGAGAACGAUCGGGCACCCAGGUCUGCCUCCAAGUCUCGCUGAUGGCCCAGAGACCAUGCAGCGGGAGGGUUGGCAUCGAGCUGAGGGUUUGAACUCUGGCUGCGCCCCUGCUGCCAGGGGACCUCAGGCAAGUCAUCUUUUUCUCUGGGCCUUGGUUUCCUCAGCUGUGGGGUCGGCGCCAGCCCCGAGUCACUGGGCCGUUGUGAGGAUGGAGAGGGGGUCGUGCAGGCUCCUGGGUCCUCACCGGAGCCACCCAGCAGUUCUUCUGCACUCUCAGGGGAGUCCGUGUGCCGACAUCUGAGGGUCACGGUUCAAUGGCUUCAGGGUCCAGACAGGCCCGGAGGCCAGGCCGGAUGUGGUGCAGCCAGGGGAGGGGGCAAGCCCCGGGAGCCGUGGGUCAUCGGUUCACACCCACAUCAGGGGCCAGGAAUCCCACUCGGGGCUUAGCCCUAGGCUGCCCCCAGCACCCCCCUCCCAAUCCAGGGGACAUUCCCAGCCCUGAGCAGUGAGCCCUGGGCAGGCAUCAGGAGAGGGAGUGCAUCUCGGCUCUUUGUGAGGAAUUACGUCCAACAGGUCACUGGCACAGAAAAGCCCUUUGUCCCAGCCAGCUGGCUGCCUGCUAAUGAUGUCCUGCCUGCACCCUUCCAAGGCCACCUCUGCAUCCAGAAAGGACGGAGGCGGAUGGAGCUCAGAUGACCCUCAAGACCUGCUGUAGAUCCAGUGACCCCUCCAAGGAGAGUGCUGAGUUCUGGGAAAUUCUCUUCCUCCUCCUUCGCCUCCAAGUCACCUUGCCCUCUCCCGUGUUCCCCAGCCAGGCCCCCAGUAGAGAGGAGACCCCUGCAGUUGUGGAUGUGGCUUCCCCCAGUGUCCACGAGACCCCUGGGCCCCGGGCCGGCUCUGGGGGCAGCCCUGGGCUGCCAGCAGGUGUCUCCCAGCUGCUGAGAAUGAGCCAAGGGACCAGGAUGGCCGCCUGGCUCCUGCAAGUGGAGAGGGUCUCGCUGGGGCCUGAACUGGCUGAGGUCUUGCAGCAGGGCACCGCUCAAUCACACUCGGCCAAGUGCAGGACACCUGAACGCCUGCUGCCAGGCCUGCCCUCCCAGGGCAGCGUCGGUGCCGAGGACCCUGCCCGCCUGCUGAGCGGCGCACCCAGUUCUCCAGGAGCUCAGCUCUUCCUCUACUCAGUGCCUCCUCCCACCUGUCCCUCCUCAGCCCUGCCCUCCCCAGCACUCCAGGCAAGACCAAGACCACACCUCAGCCAACCCCUCCUCAUUCCCAGCCCCACCCACCCUCCUGGACCACCACAAGUGUGCCCCACGCCAGAGUCCCCUCAUGCCCUGGCCCCAGCUGGGGGCCCACAGCAAGCCCCUCCCCAGCCUGGUCUCCUUCCUUACAGGAAGGGGACGCUGGACACUUAGCCCCCUACAGGGAGCCCAGAGCCAGAACUGGGUGAAGGUGCCUUUGGGAGGAGAUGGAGGAGUGUAUCGAUCGGGACCCAGCUGGACAGGUCCCUGUGAGCUGGCCUGGGUCCUUGGUGGGUGGGUGAGUGCCAGCUUGCCCUCGCGGGACUUUGCCCCCUGAGCAGGAGGGACAGCUCAGGCCCCACCUGCCUUGGGUUUCUGAGCAUAGCUUUGGGGGGCAGGGGUCGUUUGCAGCACGGAGCCCUUGUCAGCUUCCAGCGUGUUCUAACAUUUGUCAUACCAGAUGGGUUGUCACGAGCGUAUGGGGUGACAUUAUUAUUCUGUUACUCCCAUGAUGACAGAGCCAAGGGCUGGGGAGAGGGACCCAGUUCAGCCUGACCCAGCCCAGGGCCCUUCUCCACCCUCACAGCUUCUUGACACCCCAUUCCCCAAACCCGGGUCCCCAAUGCCCGGGGACUCGGCUGCCCCCGCCCCACCCCCGGGAGAAGAGCCCUGUCCUCCCUAGCCGUGCCGGAGGGUGGAGAGUUCUGUCAACCAGCGCUGUUUCCUUAUCAACAAGGACAUGUCUACAAAUAGCUUGUCACGUCUCCAAUCCCAAGUGCUGUGUCGUUUCAAAAAUGAGCGGAGCCAACGCAGCCGCCGCCAGCCCGGCCUCGGCUACCUGGGCAAGGCUGCCGGCUCAUGAAUAUUCAUGGCUCGGAUGGCGCCUCCGAGCCUCCUAACCAUCCGGAAUUAAACCAACGA
Messenger RNA from Symphalangus syndactylus (siamang), 2361 nucleotides. RefSeq lists its product as uncharacterized. The record is from RefSeq and is a predicted model, not a curated record. NCBI's taxonomy places the organism in Eukaryota, Metazoa, Chordata, Mammalia, Primates, Hylobatidae.